CGUGUAUUUUAUGAUGAGUGAACAUACUUUUAGUGAAGAUGUGUCGAGAACUGCUGUUUUGAGUGCUUAAGAAAUUGCUAGCAUAGCUCUCCUCAUGGUUUGUUUUGCUGUAUGCUAGCGCGCUCGCCGUUCUAUCGUCUUGUAAUGAAGCCCACAUGUUUCAGUUUUCCUUUUUCUUUUGUUAGGCUGAUUCUGAAUGGAGAUAUAAUCCUGAACCUUUGCUCUCUGUGAAAUUGUACAGAUCAGCUCCCCCAUCUCUGGAAUUCAUCAUCAGUGAAACUCCUCCCACUGCAAAUACAUCAUCAGCGAAGCUCCUCCCACAGUAAUUCAGCAAUAAAUGCUGUAAAUUCCCAUCAGUUACAAGUGAAGACGAGCAUCAGGAAGAGCUGAAAUCUGCAAAGACUGAGUUUAUUAAAGAGGACAGUGAGAACAUGAGAGAUCCAGAACCCUGCAGAAUGAAACACACUGAAGAUCCUGAAGAACAAAGAGACCCGAUGGAAGAGAGCGAGGAGAGAGAAGAACUGAGUGAAGUGGAGGAGGAACAUCAUGUCCAACCUGGAGGAAAACCUUUGAGUCGCUCAAAGACUAAACAGACUUUUUUAAAGAAAAGAAGAGCCGAGAAAUCUUUCACCUGCGCUCAGUGUGGGAAGAGUUACACAUAUAAAAGUGAACUGAAGAUUCACAUGAUGAUCCACACCGGAGAGAGGCCGUUCUCAUGUGAUCAGUGUGGGCAGAGUUUCAGUCAAUCAUCAAGCCUUAACGUUCACAUGAUGAUCCACACCGGAGAGAAGCCGUUCUCAUGUGAUCAGUGUGGCAAAACGUUUCUUAGGGCAUCACACCUGAAGACACACCUGAUGGUUCAUACGAAGGAGAAGCCGUAUUCAUGUUCUUUGUGUGGAAAGAGUUUCUCACAGAGUCAAUCUGUACGUAGACAUGAGAAAACUCACACUGGUGUGAAAGAGUACAUGUGCUUUGAGUGUGGGAAGACUUUUACUGCAGAAAAAAGUUUAAAGGUGCACCAGAGAAUUCACACUGGAGAAAAACCUUACAAGUGUUCACACUGCGACAAGAGAUUCAAUCAGGCAGGAAAUCUGAAAACACAUGAGAUGAACCACACUGGAGAGAAACCGCACACGUGUGAUCAGUGCGGGAAGAGUUUCUCUUCUAAAGUUGACCUGAGAAGGCACAUGAUGAUCCACACUGGAGAAAAACCUUACAAGUGUUCACACUGCGACAAGAGAUUCAAUCACUCAUCACAUCUGAAAAGACAUGAGAGGAUCCACACUGGAGAGAAGCCGCACACGUGUGAUCAGUGUGGGAAGAGUUUCUCCGGUAAAAGUGACCUGAUGAUACACAUGAGGAUCCACACUGGAGAGAAGCCGUAUGAAUGCCAUCAAUGCGGGAAGAGUUUCACAUCCAAAAAUUCUCUUAACGAUCACAUGUUGAUCCACACCGGAGAGAAGAAGUUCACAUGUCAUCAUUGUUGCAAAAUGUUUCUUAGGGCAUCAGCGCUGAAGUCACACCUGAGUGUUCAUACGAAGGAGAAGCCGCAUUCAUGUUCUGUGUGUGGAAAGAGUUUUUCACAGCUGCAAUAUUUACGUGGACAUGAGAAAAUCCACACUAAUGAAAGCGAGUACAUGUGCAUUGAGUGUGAGAAGACUUUUACUACAGCAAACAGUUUAAAACGGCACCAGAGGAUCCACACUGGAGAAAAACCUUACAAGUGUUCACACUGUGACAAGAGAUUCAGUCAGUCAGUAAAUCUGAAAACACAUGAGAGGAUCCACACUGGAGAGAAGCCGCACACGUGUGAUCAGUGCGGGAAGAGUUUCUCUAUUAAAAAUAACCUGAAGCUACACAUGAGGAUUCACACUGGAGAAAAACCUUACAAGUGUUCACACUGCGACAAGAGAUUCAGUCACUCGGUAAAUAUGAAAACGCAUGAGAUGGACCACACUGGAGAGAAACCACACACGUGUGAUCAGUGCGGGAAGAGUUUCUCUAUUAAAACUAACCUGAAGCGACACAUGAUGAUCCACACUGGAGAGAGGCCGUUCUCAUGUGAUCAGUGUGGGCAGAGUUUCAGUCAAUCAUCAAGCCUUAACGUUCACAUGAUGAUCCACACUGGAGAGAAGCCGUUCUCAUGUGAUCAGUGCGGCAAAACGUUUCUUAGGGCAUCACACCUGAAGACACACCUGAUGGUUCAUACGAAGGAGAAGCCGUAUUCAUGUUCUUUGUGUGGAAAGAGUUUCUCACAGAGUCAAUCUGUACGUAGACAUGAGAAAACUCACACUGGUGUGAAAGAAUACAUGUGCUUUGAGUGUGGGAAGACUUUUACUGCAGAAAAAAGUUUAAAGGUGCACCAGAGAAUUCACACUGGAGAAAAACCUUACAAGUGUUCACACUGCGACAAGAGAUUCAAUCAGGCAGGAAAUCUGAAAACACAUGAGAUGAACCACACUGGAGAGAAACCGCACACGUGUGAUCAGUGCGGGAAGAGUUUCUCUUCUAAAGUUGACCUGAGAAGGCACAUGAUGAUCCACACUGGAGAAAAACCUUACAAGUGUUCACACUGCGACAAGAGAUUCAAUCACUCAUCACAUCUGAAAAGACAUGAGAGGAUCCACACUGGAGAGAAGCCGCACACGUGUGAUCAGUGUGGGAAGAGUUUCUCUUGUAAAAGUGACCUGAUGAUACACAUGAGGAUCCACACUGGAGAGAAGCCGUAUGAAUGCCAUCAAUGCGGGAAGAGUUUCACAUCCAAAAAUUCUCUUAACGAUCACAUGAUGAUCCACACCGGAGAGAAGAAGUUCACAUGUCAUCAUUGUUGCAAAAUGUUUCUUAGGGCAUCAGCGCUGAAGACACACCUGGAAGUUCAUACGAAGGAGAAGCCGCAUUCAUGUUCUGUGUGUGGAAAGAGUUUUUCACAGCUGCAAUAUUUACGUGGACAUGAGAAAAUCCACACUAAUGAAAGCGAGUACAUGUGCAUUGAGUGUGAGAAGACUUUUACUACAGCAAACAGUUUAAAACGGCACCAGAGGAUCCACACUGGAGAAAAACCUUACAAGUGUUCACACUGUGACAAGAGAUUCAGUCAGUCAGUAAAUCUGAAAACACAUGAGAGGAUCCACACUGGAGAGAAACCACACACGUGUGAUCAGUGCGGGAAGAGUUUCUCUUUUAAAAAUAACCUGAAGCUACACAUGAGGAUUCACACUGGAGAAAAACCUUACAAGUGUUCACACUGCGACAAGAGAUUCAGUCACUCGGUAAAUAUGAAAACGCAUGAGAUGGACCACACUGGAGAGAAACCGUACACGUGUGAUCAGUGCGGGAAGAGUUUCUCUAUUAAAACUCACCUGAAGCGACACAUGAAGGUCCAUGUAGUGGAUAAACCACUGAAACACAGUCUGAAAUCACGCUAAGAUGGUUUUCAUGUGAUGAACAACAAAGUCUCUUCUGUGUAAGUUAGCCACAUCACCUGAUAGCCACAUCUCUCCUCUCCACCUAUAGUUGGUGUGUGGUGAGCACAGGACAUUUUGUUGAUUGAUUGAUAUCUAUUAGCUUGUGUUCAACUGACAGGAAUGACUGUUAUAUUUUAGAUAUAUUUGGCAAAUUGUUAUCUGCUCAAUUCCAGAUGUUCUGAUCAAUAAGAUACCACCGGUUUUAAUGACGGGCACCAUUGUGCAGUCAAUGUAUCAAAAUGAGCCUGAGAGUGAAAUCUUUCAAAUCUUUUAACUUUUUGAGAGUAUUCUGGAAUUAAAGUGUAAAUCUCCUUGAAUUAAUGCUUAUAAAUGCAGGGUGUGUGUACAGCCAUCACUCGUGUGGUGCUUCUCCAGCACAAAAUACAUUGUGAGGUAGCUGUGUUAUUUAGAAAACC
Pimephales promelas (fathead minnow) is the source of this 3880-nucleotide messenger RNA. NCBI's taxonomy places the organism in Eukaryota, Metazoa, Chordata, Actinopteri, Cypriniformes, Leuciscidae. The record is from RefSeq and is a predicted model, not a curated record.